Messenger RNA from Penicillium salamii, 2052 nucleotides. The record is from the annotation of a GenBank genome assembly. NCBI's taxonomy places the organism in Eukaryota, Fungi, Ascomycota, Eurotiomycetes, Eurotiales, Aspergillaceae.
AUGGUUCUCGACCGACUACAACAAUUGACCCACCAGGUCAGCGCAACUGCACCACCACCUCAUCCAUUGGAUCCUCUGUCUACAUCCGAGAUUGACAAUGCUGUGAGCAUUAUCAGAAAGGAGCAUGCAUCCCUCAACUUCAAUGCUGUUACUCUGUACGAGCCUCGCAAGGCCCAGAUGAUGGCCUGGGUGGCAGACCCUGAACAUGCCCCUCGUCCUGCCCGGGCUGCUGAUGUGGUGGCCAUUUCUUCGGAUGGAAAGGUCUACGAUGGCGUCGUGGACUUGGAACAGAAGAAGAUCAUCAAAUGGGAGCACACGCCUAAUGUGCAGCCUCUGAUUACCAUGGAGGACUUGCAGGAGGUCGAGCAUGUCGUGCGCAAAGACCCCAAGGUCAUUGAGCAAUGUGGGAUUAUUGGAAUUCCCAAAGAAGACAUGCACAAGGUGUACUGUGAUCCAUGGACCAUUGGAUACGAUGAGCGCUUUGGAACCGGUGUUCGCCUCCAGCAAGCUCUUAUGUACUACCGUCCUCACCCAGAUGACUCUCAAUACACCUACCCUCUGGACUUCUGCCCUAUCUUCAACGCUGAGACCAAGCAGAUCAUCCACAUUGAUGUCCCACCUGUGAGAAGACAAGUGAACAAAGCCUCGCCAAACAACUACCACCCUGCUGCAAUUGAGCAAGAAGGUGGUUUCCGCACAGACAUCAAGCCCAUCCACAUUACCCAGCCCGAAGGAGUCUCUUUUGAAGUCAAGGGUAGAACAAUCGAGUGGCAAAACUGGAGCGUUCACGUGGGCUUCAACUACAAGGAAGGAAUCGUUCUUAACAACAUCACAUUCAAUGACAAAGGCAAUGUCCGACCAGUAUUCUGGCGUCUGUCUCUGGCAGAGAUGGUUGUACCAUACGGAAACCCCGAACACCCGCAUCAGCGCAAACACGCCUUCGACUUGGGUGAAUAUGGCGGCGGAUACAUGACCAACAGUCUGGCACUUGGAUGUGACUGCAAGGGUGCAAUCCACUACAUGGAUGCAGCAUUUGUCAACCGAGCCGGUGCAAGCACUAUAAUCAAGAAUGCCAUCUGCAUCCACGAAGAAGAUGCCGGGAUCCUGUUCAAGCACACUGAUUUCAGAGACGAGUCUACAGUCGUUACCCGUGGACGCAAGCUCAUCAUCUCACACAUCUUCACAGCUGCAAACUACGAGUACUGUGUAUACUGGAUCUUCCACCAGGAUGGCACAGUGCAGCUCGAGAUCAAAUUGACCGGUAUCUUAAACACAUACUCCCUGAACCCAGGCGAAGAUACCAAGGGCUGGGGAACAGAAGUCUACCCGGGCGUCAACGCGCACAACCACCAACAUCUGUUCUGUCUCCGUGUUGAUCCUAACAUAGACGGACCAAACAAUACAGUCUUCCAAGUCGAUGCUGUCCAGGGUCCUGGUGAAGUCGGCAGUCCCGAAAACAAAUACGGUAAUGCCUUCUACGCCAAAAAGACCAAGUUCUCCACCCCCCUGGAGGCAAUGUCCGACUACGACGGAUCUACCAGCCGAACCUGGGAAAUGGCAAACACCAACAAACUCAACCCCUACAGCAAGAAACCAGUCUGCUACAAGCUCGUCAGCAGAGAAGUCCCUCCCCUCCUCCCCAAGGCAGGCGGAUUAGUCUGGAACCGAGCAGGAUUCGCACGCCACGCUGUGCACGUUACAAAGUUCAACGACGACCAAAUUCACCCCGCUGGCCGCCACGUCCCACAAACAUCCGGCGAGCCCUCAGCAGGUCUCCCGGCAUGGAUUGAGGCUGCCGGUCCUAACAGUUCAAUCGACAAUACAGAUGUUGUCCUCUGGCACACAUUUGGUCUGACUCACUUCCCUGCACCGGAAGAUUAUCCAAUCAUGCCCGCUGAGCCAAUGACGCUCCUCCUCCGUCCUCGCAACUUCUUCGACCGAAACCCUGUUCUCGAUGUCCCGCCUAGCUUUGCUCGUACACCCACGCAAGUGGCGGCUGCAGCUGGAUCGUGUGGCUGUAAGAAGAGCGAUGGGUCUAGUGUUUUGGUAUGA